Molecule: messenger RNA, 942 nt
Organism: Thamnophis elegans (Western terrestrial garter snake)
Lineage: Eukaryota; Metazoa; Chordata; Lepidosauria; Squamata; Natricidae
Product: mas-related G-protein coupled receptor member H-like
Exons: 1
Coding region: 1-942 (313 amino acids)
Biological process (GO): G protein-coupled receptor signaling pathway
Cellular component (GO): membrane
Molecular function (GO): G protein-coupled receptor activity
Source: RefSeq, a predicted model, not a curated record
AUGGAUAUGACAUCCAUCCUUCCACUCGAUUACUCAGCCGAAAAGCAGGCAACGUCCAACUGCACAAACAUACGCUAUGAUGCGAGCACAAACACAGAACGGAUUAUUUUCGCAAUCUUCACUAUGCUUUUCUGUGUGUUGGGAAUGUUGGGCAAUGGCCUUGUGAUCUGGUUGCUGGGCUCCUCCAUUAAGAGGAACACUUUUGCCAUUUAUAUUAUCAACCUCUCUGUUGCAGACUUUGGUUUUCUCACCUUUGAGAUGAUUAUCGAAAUCCAUGGGCUUCCUACCAAUUCCUAUUGUGGCUUUCCUUAUGAAUACUUCCAAACGGUCGUGCUGUUAAUGCACAGCACGGGACAAUUUCUCCUGACUGUCAUCAGCAUCGACAGGUGUCUUUCGGUCCUUUUCCCAAUUUGGUAUCGAUGCCACCGGCCAGUGCAAAUGUUCACUAAUGUGUGUGCUGUCAUCUGGGUCAUUUCCUUUAUCCUCUCUUCAAUUAACCUCAUAAUUGUGGCUCUUGGUGAAGAUAAAAAGACAUAUGUUCUGAUAUAUCCAUUCAUUAUUAAUACUGUGCUUUGUUUCCCACUUAUGACCAUCUCCAGUGUCAUCUUGCUUAUCAAAAUCUGCUUCAUAUCUAAAAGGCAAAGGCGGAGGAAGCUUUUGACAGCUAUUUUGCUCACGCUUUUCUUCUUUUUAGCGUUGGCUUUUCCACUAAAUGUCUUCUAUUUUAACCUGUAUUUUUCAAAGGGUAAGCUUUUCAACCAUGUACAUUAUGGCAACCUAUGUCUCUGUAUCAAUAGCAGCAUUAACCCUCUGAUCUAUUAUCUAGUGGGGAGACAGAAGGGGGAAACUCAGAGAAGCAUCAAAGAAUUGCUUCAGAUAGUUUUCAAGGAGGAAGAAAAUUGUUCUGAUCAAACGGAAACUUCAGAAGGUUCCAAGAUCUGA